Messenger RNA from Pocillopora verrucosa, 4629 nucleotides. RefSeq names its product speckle-type POZ protein B. NCBI's taxonomy places the organism in Eukaryota, Metazoa, Cnidaria, Anthozoa, Scleractinia, Pocilloporidae. Gene Ontology annotation, biological process: proteasome-mediated ubiquitin-dependent protein catabolic process; regulation of proteolysis. Gene Ontology annotation, cellular component: cytoplasm. The record is from RefSeq and is a predicted model, not a curated record. Gene Ontology annotation, molecular function: ubiquitin protein ligase binding.
CCGAGCGACAACAUUCCCGGAUAAUACACGAGAAGACUUGAAACGAGUCACAAAAUUCUCACUUUGUUUUCCUUUUUACCUCACCGUGAAGAUAAUACAGGCUCAGAAUUGUUCCUUUGGCGACUACAGAAAGAUAUUUCACCCUGGCUACAGUUUCUUGUUGUGAGUCAUCUAAGAUGUCCUCAUCCUCACCUGUAGCAGAGAACUGGUGUUACACUCAAAUCAAAGUUAUAAAGUUCUCCUACAUGUGGACAAUUAAUAACUUCAGCUUUUGCCGCGAGGAAAUGGGGGAAACACUGAAAAGCUCAACGUUCUCAGCUGGGGCCAAUGAUAAGAUGAAAUGGUGUUUGAGAGUAAACCCAAGAGGCUUAGAUGAAGAAAGCAAAGACUAUUUGUCAUUAUACCUUCUCUUACUGGCUUGUAACAAAAGUGAAGUGAGAGCAAAAUUCAAGUUUUCAAUUCUUAACGCUAACAGAGAAGAAACAAAGGCUAUGGAGAGUCAAAGAGCUUACCGGUUUGUUCAAGGUAAAGACUGGGGUUUUAAGAAGUUUAUAAGAAGAGACUUUUUAAUGGAUGAAGCUAAUGGUUUAUUACCAAAUGAUACAUUAACAUUGUUUUGUGAGGUCAGUGUUGAAGGUGACUCAGUGAAUGUAUCAGGUUCAUCACACACAGCAGCACUCAAAGUCCCAGAGUGCAAACUACCCAGACACAUGGGAUCAUUAUUAGACUCUGGCUCCUUCAGUGACGUGACACUGUGUACUAGGGGCCGAGAAUUUAAAGCUCACAAAGCUAUAUUGGCUGCACGUUCCCCUGUAUUUGGGGCCAUGUUUGAACAUGAAAUGGAAGAAAGUAGGAAAGGUCGCGUAGAAAUAAGUGACAUAGAUCCAGAUGUGUUUCAUGAGAUGCUAAAGUUUGUUUACACUGGUAGCACACCACAACUUCAAGGAAUGGCAGAUGAUCUUUUAGCUGCUGCAGAUAAGUAUGACCUUGAUAGACUCAAAGUUAUGUGUGAAGAGGCAUUGUGUUCGAAUCUUACAGUAGACAAUGUUUGUGACAUUCUGAUAUUAGCUGACAUGCAUAGUGCAACACAACUCAAGGCACAAGCACUUGACUUCAUCAAAAGCCGUGCAACAGAUGUGAUGGAGUCCAAUGGAUGGAAAACUCUCAUAAGUGACCAUACUCACCUCAUCGCAGAAGUUUUCAAAGCUGUUCUUGCCUCGACACAGACACCAUUAAUAGGACCACCAAGGAAAAGACAAAAGACAACGUAAGCUGCAGAGGGAAAAUUUAUUUCUUAAGAAUAAUAAUAUUAUUGCUAUUAUGAAAAAAAAGUAUAUUUAAGGAACAAUCAUUUUUAAGCCUUUCUUCGACUUUAUCAAUGAAAGAUGUGUUUGAAUUGUAUAAUUAACUUAAUGGUAUAACCUUUAAUGAAAUUGUCAUGAUGUUUCUUGCUUCUUUUUCUUUCUUGCUACUAAUUUCUCUAGUUUGGGUUGACCUUAAGUUAAGCAGUCAUUUCUUCUGCUAGAUUUCCAUUUACAACUACAGUUCAUAGUUCCUUAAAUUUGUGUCACAUCUUAAAUUUUAUUCCACACAUUUGCUCCAGAAAUUGUGAGAUGGGGCAAACAUCUAUGCUCUAGUAGUCCAGCUCUUCAAAAAGCUGUAAUGUAAUGCAUUGAUCAAUUCAAAGCUACAACAUUCCUCCUUCCCUCAGGCAACCCUCAGGGCAUUUGAACUUUUGUGGAUUGGUUUCUUCAAAGUCCACCCCACCCCCAGGGUAAAAAUUGAGUUCAAAUGCCCUACCCAAAUUUUUAUUUAAAGGCAAAAUAAGCAACCAUGACUUUCUACUUAUUGACCAAGUUUUAAAACUUAGAGACUACCUUUUCUUCUGAACCAUUUGCUUGCAACGGUGAACUAUUUACCUUAAACACCCUAUUUAAAGAUGUAACACAUUUAUUCAGCUGGAAAGACUUGACACUUCUGUUUCAAAUUCACCACCCCAUCCUAGCAUGGUUCAUAUUCCCUACACUGCUGCACAUGGACAAGGGUCAAAUCCCUGUGGGUUGCUGGGGGGGAGGGGUUGUUGAAGCUUCAAAUUGUUUGGUGCAUUAUCUGCUACUACUGACAAUCUGGUAGAUUUGAUAGCAUGUCAUUUGUUUUUGCUUUAGCUUCUUCUCACUGAACAAUAUUGACUUUUUCCAUGAGUAAUCUUUGCAUCUUACCCUUUCUGGCUCUGCUUUACCUUAAUUGUUCUUCAAAUUUGGAACAGAAAAAAUGAUUGCUCCUUAAAAAAUUUAAUGUUAGAUAGCUUCCCCUCCCUCCCCCACAAGAAAAAAAAAUAUAAGAUUGUUGUACCGACUAGUACUUUAAUGAACCUUGUAUCAUAGUGUAAUAUACAAGUGUUUGUAAGUAAUUGUCAUAACUGUCAACAUUAAUUAUUUAGUCAAAAUAGCAUGGAAACAAAUUUAAGCCAAAAAUUUAAUGGUGUCUGGUUCAGAAGUGUUUCUUUUUGACACUGGAAUGUGACAGAAUUCCUUGCAUACCCUGUCCACUUCACCAUAGUUUGGUAUGGUGGCCAUAGGUGUGUUACAUUUAAGUUAGAAGCUAUGUCAAUGUUGGGGUGAAGUGCUCUAGAAGCCACCUACAGUUUACUGUUACAUUUACUGGACAUCUCCUUCACUGCCAUUGUUUACUGUGAUCAUGCUGUCUGAUUGUUGGUGGGAGUGACUGACAUUUUGACAACCUUAGAGAAAUGCAUUGUCGACUCUAAUGAUGACAUCAUCUAUUGUAAUGUUUCCACUCAAGUGCACGUUACUAUUUCUCUCUCUCUCUCUCUCCUUUGAGUGUGAUCCCUCUCGUUUUGAUGUAUGAUGUGACCAAGAGUACAGCUGCAAGGGAGAUUAACACAUUUACCUAGGGCAAUGUGAAAUGGUUAAGCCUGCCAGACAGGUGCCCAGUUUAGCACUUUUUUUUAGAGAUUUAAAGAAGGGUGAACAGGCAAGAACUCACUUUGCUGUCAUUUGUGCCCCUCUACUUGUUCCUUGCUUUUAGAGGACAUGGCAUGCUGGCUAAAUUUGUUGGCUGAAUGAUUUGAAACAGUGGUUGUGAAGGAGUUCUUCAAUUUGAUCUUACCUUGUGUGACUUAGCUUAUAUAAUUUUACCCCUUAACACCGUAAAGACUAGAUUAGGUGAAAAUACCAAGGGAAAUGUUAUCUAGUUAAAAGAUCCACUAAAAUUCUCUUGACUACGUAUAAAUAUAAGGCAAUUUAUAUUGGAAGUUGACGAGUAAUGGGACAAUUGUUGUGGUAAACUCAGCCGGUUUGGGUUUGGUUCUCAGCAACAAAGUAAGAUAGAGUAACCGCUGAGAUAAAGAAUCUUAGCAAUUCAUGAUUUAAAACAGUUACAUCUGCCAUUUGGGGUUAAAGCAUGCUUUUGUUGAGGCUACACAGCAGGCAGUAUGCAGAGGGACAGUAGGAAUAGGAGUUAAAGUUACAAGCAAAGCUGAAGACGUGCAAGGAGUAGCUCUUCUUGCGAUUUCUAACUUUAUUCUCCCUUAUUUCAUGUCACUAGCAUGUACUAUACUUUUUACCUUUUACGCAGUUGUACAUCCCCCUUCCCUAGGUUGACGUAAUGCUCUAUUUUCUCGCUGUUAAUCAAUAAGUGUUCAUCAGCAAAUAACUUACAAGUCGUAUGCGAGGAUGGCGGGUGGUAUCUCGUUUUGAACGCUUGGCAAAUGCCCCCUCUCAGAUGGUUGCUGAUAUUUUGUGGCAAAGAUUUUAGCUUGACAAUCUUUUGCUAUCGCAAAAGAAAAAGGUCUCGCACAAUACUUUACGUCAUGCUUUCCGGUAGUUCACAAGUGGCUACAGGGGUUAAUGUUAUAGUUGCACAAAAUUUGUCUCGGUCACCAAGGUAACACACACUGUAAAAAGUAUUCUUUUAGGUCACUGUUUGCGUGACCAGGAAAUAUUGCGUGACGGUGUCCACAGUGGGCUUUAAAGUUUUCAUGCAAUACUAAGUUUUUAAGAAAACUUAAAAAGUAACCUUAAAUAUUUUCUUUUUAACGUGUUUUAGAUACUCGAACAGGUGGAAAAUCUAUUAUUUUUAGCAACGUUCACAAAAGAAAAAACUUGAGCCUGAAAACUUUGUUUUGCACCAAAGUUACUAACCGCUACGUCACAUUAUCAAGCUGUUACCAUCCUGCAUAGAAAUAAUUGCUUUUGAUAUGGUGCGGGGUUGAUCAAGGACUACUCUUGACAAACUCUCCACCCUGGUAUCAAGAGACAUUUUAACCCCCUUGCCCUCCCCCCACCAUUGACCUCUCUCAAUAGUAAACGAAAGAUGGCUGCAUUUCGACGAUUGCUCAAGAAAGUUAGUUUUGAUCAGUUCUCGUUUUAUAAUAUAUUUAGGCCAAUGAAACGUGAUAAGAUAAAACUCAUUCAUUUCAGAAAAAAAAAUCGAAAAAUUCUCUCGAGGAGAGAGACAAACAUAGUAUGGAAAAUUUCGAAAGAAUUUUUUUGCUGAUACACAGGAAGCCCAUUGUGGACAACGGUUACUUUAUUUUUAGUUGUACGUGUUGGUAUGUAUGUACGCAUUAUGUAUGUAUUUAAUAAGAUGCAUUAUGUUUGGAAGAAU